This is a messenger RNA of Puccinia graminis f. sp. tritici CRL 75-36-700-3, 1601 nucleotides long. RefSeq lists its product as uncharacterized. NCBI's taxonomy places the organism in Eukaryota, Fungi, Basidiomycota, Pucciniomycetes, Pucciniales, Pucciniaceae. The record is from RefSeq and is a predicted model, not a curated record. The transcript has 2 exons. Bases 549 to 1601 code for a protein of 350 amino acids.
CCGACAUCAGCCUUGAAAUUCAAAAAAUACUGGGCUCAACUCCUCAACAGAUCAAUGCCUUUUCAAACCAUUAUUACUACCUACGAAAUCGAACUACUUCCUGAGCUUCAAGAAGAAGUUUCCCGACUCGCAUGCUUACUUCGGCAUCCACUGCUUUCUCUGGCUUCUAAAAUCAAUCAUGAUAGAAGAGUCGCCGCACUUGACACCAAGUCAUAUUCUCAAGCCAAGUCGCUUCUCCGUUCAAUACCUCAGCCUCUGGAGGAUAAAAUCGUUGUAGAAGGUUUCAAUCAUGAAUAUUUAGAUACUGAAGAUCGCAUCGUGAAUUCAACUCUCCAGACUCUCCAGCACUUCGCCUCCCAGUGGUCACCCGAAGAAUACUUGGCCGCUUAUACUUCACUCAUUGCAACAUCGUUAAGUGGGAAAUCACGACUAAUGAUGGAGUUAUCGAGGCGCAUAUGUGUCGUAUACAUCUGUAUCCGCCCCAUGAAAGAUUCACCUGGUCAUCCGCCGCGAUCCGAAUAUGCUGCCAGUGUGCUUCUUGAUUCCAAAUGCACUACUCUCGAAGUCAAUACGAACAUCUGCUCCUGGCCAUCCUACAUACUGUGGCCGAUUACUUCUCUGCUCAAGAACCGGGGUCUAUUAAAGAAAGAUUAGACCAAUGGAUUCUCCAUAGCUUUCUGCAAAGUAAUCAAUCUGGUGACCCACCCUUUUGGAUCAAUGUCGAGACUAAGAUGAAGGAGAUCUCCACAUCGGCUCUUCUGACUGCCACCAACAAGGCUGCCCAGCUUUCGGAGGCAUUACAGAGGGUGAAGGAUAGUACCAACUUCAUAGAGCAAAACAAUCUCAGACUGCUAUUGGCAAUCGACGAAGCCAGCGGAUUACUCGCGAGUAGUGCUUCCCCGCAUUCAUCGUUUUUCAACGUUUUCCGCGACACUCUUCAGAUGAUACCAUCCGAAUCGGGAUUUUUUUCAAUCCUUGCAGGCACCAACUCUCGGGUUUCAAACUUUCACCCUCUGUCACACAAUGAUCCCAGUCAUGGGAUCGGCAAGGAAAAUUCAAAAAAGCUCUUCAACCCCAUCUACGAAAUUCCAACCUUUGAUGCAAACGUUUCACAUCCGCCCGCAGAUUGGCACCAAUUGCAAUCUGCAUCUCAACUCUUAUCGUAUGGCUCUCCUUUUUGGCGUGUUUAUGCCGAUGAGGCCAAGAAAAACGGGAUUGCAGACCACAAGAUUGUCGAAGGCUUGACCCAAUACGCUCUUCAAAAGCUUCUAAACUCAAAUGACAAGCCGGUUCCGGCCGCCUCUCUGACUGGUCCACAAGCGUUUGCAUUGCUUGGGUCAACCAUACAGCUGCAACUGUAUGGAGCUUCACAUCUAAGUGCCCAGCUUGUUUCAAGCCAUGGAGCGCAAUGCGCACACAUUGACCAACUCGUACUCAUAAGUGAAUACCCCUCCCAAUUCACCCUUUCUUCAGCAGCCAAUCAGUACCUAGCAUCCGAUGAAGCUGCUUUAAUCCAAUGUAUUGAAGUCCUUACCUUGAUGAACCGCCAACGUUUGAUUGGAUCAAGCGAUUUCGAUUGGUCAACUUCUUGCAAACUUUAA